This is a messenger RNA of Trichoderma gamsii, 1065 nucleotides long. RefSeq lists its product as hypothetical. The transcript has a single exon. The record is from RefSeq and is a predicted model, not a curated record. The coding region runs from base 1 to 1065 and encodes 354 amino acids. NCBI's taxonomy places the organism in Eukaryota, Fungi, Ascomycota, Sordariomycetes, Hypocreales, Hypocreaceae. Gene Ontology annotation, molecular function: protein binding.
AUGGCUUCGGUUGGCCUGGAUGUCGUCUCUCGUCCGCAUCAUGAAUCGCCGUUCGACGCGCUCCAGCGGGAGCAGGAGGACGCCAUCAUCAGAGUCGCGGGUUACCGUCGAGAGGACUAUGCCAUCUUGACUGUGUGUGUCUCGCACAGCGACCACUGCGCCGUGAAGUCGUCGAUUUUGACAUCAAGCAUCGUUCCCAGGACGGGACUCGGUGCCUUUGACCAGCUCCCCGUAGAGCUGCAGCUUCAGACUCUCCGCCAGAUGGAUAUGCAGUCGCUCUUCAACCUCCGCCAGACCAACCUCAGGGCCCGCCAGCUCGUGGACUCGCUGAAAGAGUACAAGGCUGCCGUAUCUUAUGGCCUGACGGCAUACUGCGCGCUGCUGCGAACCAACCUCGCUACGCAUGUCACGCUGCUGGAUUUCUACCGAGUGCUGUGUUCCAAAGAGUGUGCCUUUUGUGGCAAGUUUGGCGGUUUUGUCUUUCUACCCACGUGGAUACGCUGCUGCUUUGAGUGCAUCGAAGAGGACCCGGAAACAAGAAUGGUGAGGGUGGCCGAAGUGAGGAGGCUGUUUCGGCUCUCGCGCACCGAGGUCAGCCAGCAGCGGUCAUUUCAAUCGCUGCCGGGGCUGUAUACCGAGGGCCUAUAUUCGAUGAGAAGGUCCUAUCAGCAACACCGAAUCAAACUCGUGCCCUAUUUCCCAGCCAUGAAGGAGUUUGGAGACCGGCUGGAGACGGGGGCUGCCCAUUCGCAUAGGCCCUUUUGGGACCCGGUUCACAACUUCAUGGCGUCGUGCGAACUUCCAUACUAUGAUCCGCAGACCCAGGUGGUUGAAAGCGGCAUCUCAUGUGCCGGCUGUGAGAGGAAAGAAGAUGGGCAGCCCGUUGGAUUGAAUCCUCCGUUUGGGUAUAAUGAUCUGUUUGAUGAGAGACCCUGGAGUGAAGUUUUCUCGCGAGAGGGCUAUUUGAAGCAUUUCAAAAUCUGUGCGCGGGCACAGGCGCUGUGGAGGUCUAGCCCGGAAGCUGCCCUCGAGGCUAUGAUCAGACGGGAUUCUCAUCAUUUGUGA